Staurois parvus is the source of this 322-nucleotide messenger RNA. Lineage: Eukaryota; Metazoa; Chordata; Amphibia; Anura; Ranidae. The record is from the annotation of a GenBank genome assembly.
AUGUAUGUGAAAUGGUUUGAUACAGUAAUGUUAUACUAUGUGAUUUUAGUGAAUUUAGUGAAUGUCACUUUUUGUCAUUUUCAAAUUUCCCGUGGGUUCCGUCCCUGUACGUCCCGACGUUGCAGGGGACGGAACCCAGAAGACAGAUGCCGGUGUCCAUCAGAGGACAUUACAGGGGACACUGCAGGAGGGACAUCGCGGGAGUGCAGGACAAGGUAAGAGAAGAACAGAUCCCGGAGCAGCGCUGCAGGGUAUUCCCGAGUGUAGCUCGGGGUUACCGCUUGUGCUACACUCGGGAAUACCGCCAGGGAGGCUACGGUCU